GCCGGCCGUGGCAGUCUCAGGUGGAGCUGCUGCUCAGACUUUCCAGCAGUCACAGUGGGACUGACACAGACGGUCAUGAAGAUAACCUGACGUCUGUUUAGUGCCAAACGCCUUGUUUUUGUGGGGAGGAUUUUGACUGGAGGUCUCUAUGUGAAGCACUGGGAGUCAUGGCAGACUUGUGGUUGAUUUCUGUCCCUCUGGACAGCACCAGCUUAACCAGUGUAGCAAAACUCAAGCGCAUCAUUGCCAAAACCAACCUGGCCUCCUGCUGCAAGUUCUCCAUUCCAGAUCUCAAGGUGGGAAUACUGGACAGUCUGCUCAGCGUGUCAGAUGAUCUCUCCAAGCUCGACACACUAACUGAAAGUGUGAUUAAAAAAACACUUCAGUGUAUGAAGGAGGUGAUGGAGCCGUCCAGUGACAAAGUGCCGGAAAACGCCUUAGCCAAUGGAGUGGACCUGAUGAGCUACAUAACCAAGUUUCAGUGGGACAAAGCCAAGUAUCCCACAACUCUGCCUCUCUCCAGCCUGGCAGACAUCAUCAGCAAGGAAGUUUCCCAGAUGGAUAUGGAGUUAACGUCCCGAGCUGCGGCGUACAACAGUGUGAAAAUGAGCUUGCAAAGCCUCGAGCACAAAGUAGAUGGGACUCGCAGUCUGCAAACUUGCAAUCUGAAUGACGUAGUGAGGAAGGAAGACCUGGUGGUCUCAGAGUACCUCACCACUCUGCUGGUCGUAGUGAACAGAGGGAGCUACUUGGAGUGGGAAAGGACCUAUGAAUCUUUGUCAGAGUUCGUUGUUCCACGGUCCAGCAGGAAGCUGUUCGAGGAUGGAGAGGGAGGCGUAUUCUCAGUUACACUUUUCAAAAGGGCUGUGUGUGAAUUCAAAGCCAAAGCCAAGGAGAGCAAGUUCACCGUGCGCGAGUACAGCUUUGAUCUGGAGUCGAAGAAGCAGCAGGAGGUGAAGCAGCAGAAUGUUCGCAAGAAGGAACAAUAUGGAAUCUUUGUGCGUUGGCUGAAGGUGAAUUUCAGUGGGGUGUUUGUUGCCUGGAUUCAUCUGAAAGCAUUGAGGGUGUUUGUGGAAUCAGUCCUCAGGUAUGGAUUACCGGUGAACUAUCAGGCUCUCGUGUUGCACACGGACAAGAAGCGUUCAAAGAAACUGAGAGGAGAACUCGCCUCACUGUUCAAACAUCUGGACCCCACUGCCACCACCAGCAAGACAGAUGUCAGCUGUGAGAUCCCAGGACUCUGUCAGCAGGAGUACUUCUCCUACAUCUGCUUCCACGUCAACACCAGCGUGCUGGAGGCCAGCUAGCAGUCGACAAAGAGAGGACCCACACAGUGACCAAGCAAUGAGGGCCCUGUGGAUCAGUCAGAGCCAGGAACAUAAAGACCCUCAACUCUAAAAUAAAACACAUCUAGUGAAGACUACAUUUAUGAAUAUUUUAGUUUUCAGCAUUUCUCAUGAGCCAGAAAUAUCUGUCAAGCUUCCCUUGGACAGCAGUGUAAACUAUGUUGUCAGGUGGACAGUGGAUGGAUCAGGUCCUCUUCACCGCAAUGCAAGCUGCACAUGGACUACACUUUGGGAUGUGCUGCACAUGAAACCAUGGAACUAUUUACAUAUGUUUAUUCAAUAUGUAAAAAAUAUUUUCUCUUGCAAGAACGCGCACUGUCAUUGUUAAUGUCAGUGUACAGCUUUAAGCAUUUUAAGUAAGCACGUCUUCCUAGAAACCUGUAAGCUAGUGUCUUUCUUCAGGCACAGUCGCACAUAACUCUACACAACUGACCAUUGAAUUUGCUGUCCAUUCCAGUGGACAUAACUUUUCUAGGAUGUCUAAAUCUAUGAUCAUCUGCCAUCUGACUUCAACCAAAUGCACAGACUUAAUUGACUGGAUGUCUAUCAGCUUAUCACAGUGUUCCACAUCAUCUAAAGUGGACUGGGGUAAAGCCACGCCCCCUUUUUUAACAAGCAUGGCUGACUGUGAGGCAAGGAGGAGGUGCAAGGCAUGUUUCAGUCCAUUAAUCAUAUUGUUUAAGUACAUUAUUUGUGUUCAAACUGUCUUUAAAGUAAACACAAGAUGUUAUAUUACAUAUAUAUGUCAAAAUUGAAAAUUGAAAAGGAGAAAUAGUGUUCUGAUAUGAUUUUCUAAUGACACAAUCAUCUUAUAAUGCACUGUGUUGAUUAUGUACACAGAACAUCAUUCUCAGGAGGUUUUCAACACACUGUUUUCUGGAGAUACUUCAGAAUCUGAGGAUAUACUGAGUACUGAUGACAGACACAAUACAAUACGUAUAUGUAAUGUGUUUUAAAGCAUCACUUUAGUUAUUAAUAUGAGUAUACCAUUCAUGAAAGUAAAUAAAUUCUUAAAAAAAGUGA
Messenger RNA from Epinephelus lanceolatus (giant grouper), 2369 nucleotides. RefSeq names its product V-type proton ATPase subunit C 1-B. Lineage: Eukaryota; Metazoa; Chordata; Actinopteri; Perciformes; Serranidae. Gene Ontology annotation, molecular function: proton-transporting ATPase activity, rotational mechanism. Gene Ontology annotation, biological process: proton transmembrane transport. The record is from RefSeq and is a predicted model, not a curated record. Gene Ontology annotation, cellular component: lysosomal membrane; vacuolar proton-transporting V-type ATPase, V1 domain.